Penicillium crustosum is the source of this 1341-nucleotide messenger RNA. Its product is annotated as questin oxidase family protein. The record is from RefSeq and is a predicted model, not a curated record. Bases 1 to 1341 code for a protein of 446 amino acids. The transcript is spliced from 5 exons. Lineage: Eukaryota; Fungi; Ascomycota; Eurotiomycetes; Eurotiales; Aspergillaceae. Gene Ontology annotation, molecular function: oxidoreductase activity.
AUGGCGACAGCAACUAAGAUCGAGCUGUCUUUCAUGGCGGACACGGGAGUGUAUAGCUCUGGACUACGUGAGGAUACAGCCCGAGCUACGAGCGACGCUCUGCAGGAAGAUAUGGAACUCCAUCAUAUAUUCUUCAAUGACGAAAAGUUUCAUAAAGCUUACUGGCAGUCAUACAAAGACCACACCGUGCACCACCUCCUCAGUCUAUAUGCCCUCGGUGCAGGACCGGAGGAUAUCAAUGCUGCAUACAAGCGAAAUAGCACCUACCAGAGGCCGGUCUACCCCACUGAUAUGGGUGUGGUGCAUGCGAUGUACGAGGAAGCCAGGUUCACAGAGUGCUUAGGCAAAGAAGAGAACUAUCCCAAUUACCUGGCUUUUUUUCAACGAGAGAUUGAUGCAUACGGAGUAGGCGCGGUACUAAAUCAAUACGUCUUUUCUGGUGACGAUCGAGCUGAAAGCAUGCUGUCUCGUCUGUUUGGAGGUGUCCUCCACCCUAUCAUUCAUCUUGGGUAUGGGCUCGAGUUCAACCAGCCAGCAAUCGUGGCCCAAGCACUCUCCUUGGCAGCCGUUCAUGGUGAUUGGAUGGGCCGUAAUUUCCUCUUGCCUGCAGAGAGGAUGGCCAAUGGGAUCAAAAGCCCAGAGCAAGCGUCUUUGUUUCAGCUUGUGAACGAGAUCCGAGAAGACAAAUCCCUGAAACAGAGUGUCCGAUGGACCGAUACGGUCAAAAUCAGAGAUGGGGUGCUGAAUCGUGCACCGCAGCAGAUGUUGGGUUAUGCUGCUCGCUACACGGUGUCCGAGAAUCAGAUAACAGACCGAUUGGCUGACAUUAUCAGCACGGUUGCGUACUAUAUCUCCGCGGCCCAACGUCCGAACAAGGGAGUCAAGUUUGAUUUCUUCCUUAUUCAUUGUGCCAACUUAUCCAUCUUCUUUCCUAAGCUUCUCGCGCUUCCACUACUAAAUCAACGAUCCAAGCUUCGAAUGCUGGAAUGGAAAGGGCGCAUGGACCUUUUGAUGUAUGUGUCAUCUAACUCGCCCGAUCUGUUGAUCGAUGAGGUGAUCCACUAUCCUGUGAAUAAUGACUGGUCGACGAUAUUUGCUCGAUGUGCUGCCCACCCAAUCGAUGACGGGCAUUUAAUCAAAUUCAUACGAGCUCUAGCCUAUGGAGAGCGGGUCUGCCAGGAGUCUGAAGGUCAAUCCCUGCCAAUCUCUGGGGAUAUGUGGCUGCGAAUUGGGAACAUGGUGAUAGACUCCACGGUUGAAGGGAGCGAACAGGAGAUGUGGAACCGAUACACUGGGUUCGACGAGGCUUGGGAAACCCUUUCUGAGCGCGCAACGCUGUGA